UUCUCUCUCCUCUAUACAAUUUCUCGUUAAUUUUUAUUAUUAUUUGUGGAAUUUGUUUUGACUUUUGAAUGAAUGACUCUGAAAUUAUGUAAAUGAUCACUUUUUUUUUUCACAAUUAAUUUCUCCAUCAUUUAUGAAACUUUGGGUCAAUUGUGAUUGCGCAAGGAGAAUCGAAAGAAAACACAAUUUGUUCAAUGUCAGGAGAUUUGAUUUUGGGUCAUGGAUAUCUCCCUAAGACGUUUAAGCAACUAAACUAGUUGUCAUUGACUAAGAUUAAUUUUGUGAAUACUCUUUGUAAUUGAUAGAGUAUAAAACAUAUUCCAUCGACCUUUUGGUUGAGUUGGUCUUUUAACAUGGUAUCAGAGCAAGCGUGACACAAAAGUCACGGGUUCAAAUCUCAUCCACCCCGACUUUUAAGCGGAAUAUUUCGCGCAAGGUAUGCGGGGCCCAUGCUGCAUCCACAUUUCAAGCCUAAAGGGCUCUCAUGUGAAGGGGCGUGAUAAAGUAUGAAACAUAUUAUUGGGCCUCAACCAUCAGCUUAAGCUUUUGGUUGAGUUGGUCCUUUAACAGUCUCUAGGAUAGUUUCCUAGUUGUGGUAUAACUUUGUAUAUCAAUAUAUCAUAAAUAUUUAAUGGGAGCCCAAAAACUAGCUUAUAAUUAUGGGCAAUUAGUUAGCUGGGUUACAUGCUAAAUUUGGCUAAGGUUUGAACAAUAACAAAUGAUUGAGGGUCUUGAUCUUUAACUCACAAUUUAUGAGAAUUUGGAAAGGUGAAUAAGAUGAACCUAGUUGGUUCAUAUUGUUACUACUCGCGGUCCUUUGUACAAUUCAAUUUGGGUGUAGACAUCUGAAAAAAUGUCAUGCUAUCCAUUAGCUCUUCAAAGAUGACAUUAAUAACCAGUACUUGCCUACCUUCCAACCAUGAUAGACCUAUUAGAGUUUCAUCUAUUUCACCGUUUCCUAUUACUAUAUAGCUAUGUGACAAAUAUUUGCCAGACUAGAAGGAGCUGAACAUGUAAGCUAAAUUUCAUUAUAGCAUGUCCUAAAAUUUCGUCAGAACUUUCAUUUAUCGAACUCUUGAUGUGUAAAAAAAAAAAUUGAUAUACAGCUUGCAAAGCUCUAGAAUAAAUUAUUGUAAACACAGCGAACUUGCCCAUGCUCUUUCCAACUGUACAAUGUGUAUAAUAAUUCAUACAACGUAUAAAACUCCUUACUGGUUGAUCAUUUAACGGUAAAAUUAGAUAUCAAUCAUAAAUUUGAUAUCCAUAAACCUUCAUGGUGCUGAAGAUUGUCCUGGAAAAUAGCUCAUGGCCUCUCACAGUGGGCGGUGUUUGAGUUUGUGGUGUUUAUCAUCGAUGCCAUCAUUCAUGUCAAUAAUAGUUCUUUCACUGCAUUGAUUGGCAAGAGCUUGUGAAACUGUAGAAAUGUUGGCUACCUCUACAUGAAAUUCCUCAUAUACCUGUAUAAGUUAAGUUUUGGCUAUUUUUUUCCCCUCUCAUUUUUGUCUUUAUUGAGUAUACUACAGCAAAUAGCUUAGGGAUUAAGAGAAAAUAUUUUUGAUUAUCAGAUUCUGAGAAUCUGAGAUACAACAGGAUCAUUAGCAAAUAUUUUUGAUUAUCAGAACCUAGGAUUAUUGAUUAGCAAAAUGAGAGGGGUCCAUGAUAGUUAUAUGUUCUUAGGUCCAUGGAGAUGGUUUGAUGAUUCUAUGUUAAAUUGUUGUGAGCCUGUGGAGAAAAUUAUGGCUAAUGGUACCACUUUUAGCAAAGUUGCAUGCCUGGCUCAUUGUAAUGGAGCAGAAGUAGAAGCAUUUCACACAAAUGAUAGUGCAAUGGACAACUUCCGGAGCUAUGUGAUUUCUAGUUCUUCUUCUGAAAAUUUUCACAUGAUCGUCUCUUACCACAGAGCAUAUCUGAAACAGACAGGAAGUGGUCAUUUUUCUCCAAUUGGUGGUUACCAUGCUGGAAAUGAUAUGGUUCUUAUUUUAGAUGUUGCUCGAUUCAAGUACCCUCCUCAUUGGGUGCCCCUCGCACUUUUAUGGGAUGCUAUGAACACAGUUGAUGAAGCUACUGGACUUUAUAGGGGAUUCAUGCUUCUAUCAAGGCCUCAGAGAGCAUCAUCAAUUCUGUAUACUCUGAGUUGUCGUUAUGAUGGCUGGGACACUACGGCUAUGUACUUAACUAAAGAGGUUCCACAGCUUGUAUCUUCUAAAGAAAUCAAUAACAUUCAAGAUAUACUAUCUGUUAUAUUUUCAUCAGCUCCUGCAAAUCUGAGUUAUAUCAUAAAUUGGGUUGCUGAAGUUCGAAUACAGGAAGGUGAGAGUAAUUUUGUUAGUGAAGAGGAACGGGGAAGGUUGAGCAUCAAGGAAGAGGUUUUGAAACAAGUACAAGAAACAGAACUUUUUAAACACAUGAUAAUAUGGCUUUCAUCUGGAGCAGAUUUCAUGUGCAAUCCAAAUUUGGAUGGUCAUAAUUCUAUAGACAAAAUUGCUUCCGAAGUGUGCUGUCAAGGUGCUAAAGUUUUCCGUGGCAAGGUUGGCUCUUGCAAUGCAACUUGCUGUAGAACAGCAGAAUUGAGAUCCUCAGACUGUGACAUUGUUGAUUCUUCCACUGUAAUUUCUGGCAAAGUGAUUGUGGAAAAUUCUGAAUGUGGAGUAGAAAUGCUGGUCCCGUACUGUCAAAGAGAUUCUGGUUGUUCUAAUAGGCACCAUCCAUCAGUGGUUGAUGCUCUAACCAUAUUAAUUUUUACCCUGCCUCCUGAUACAUGGUAUUGUCUUAAAAAUCCAAAGCUGCGAGAAGACUUUUGUAGUAUAGUGCUCACCAACAAUCUCCCGGACUUACUCCAACACGAGAUACUGCACUUGCGAAAACAGCUGCAUUACCUUGUGGCUGAUGUCUGUUCUUCUUCGACAUAGUAUGGUAACUACUGGUGCUUCUGUUUGAACUUCCAUCUAUAGUAGCUGUUAACUUUAUGCCCCUUGCUUGAAAAGAAGAUAUUUGAUGACGUUUUACUUUUGAAGUCAUUGAUAUGUAUGAACAUAUUAUAACAACAGGGAUUUAGAAAAAUUCUGUGUGAAAUAAGAGAAAUCAUGGAUAUUGAAUGCCACUGCAUUUGUUAAAUCAAUAAUCAGUCUAUCUUUAGCGAUUGUUA
Molecule: messenger RNA, 3145 nt
Organism: Chenopodium quinoa (quinoa)
Lineage: Eukaryota; Viridiplantae; Streptophyta; Magnoliopsida; Caryophyllales; Amaranthaceae
Product: glutathione gamma-glutamylcysteinyltransferase 3-like
Exons: 6
Coding region: 1644-2909 (421 amino acids)
Biological process (GO): phytochelatin biosynthetic process; detoxification of copper ion; cellular detoxification of cadmium ion
Molecular function (GO): metal ion binding; glutathione gamma-glutamylcysteinyltransferase activity
Source: RefSeq, a predicted model, not a curated record